This is a messenger RNA of Phytomonas sp. Hart1, 1584 nucleotides long. Lineage: Eukaryota; Euglenozoa; Kinetoplastea; Trypanosomatida; Trypanosomatidae. The record is from the annotation of a GenBank genome assembly.
GUUAUUAUUUCGUUUCUUUCUAGGUUAGAUUCUAUAUUAUGCAGAAUGAGCACGUCUGAUACUCCUAUAAAUUUACAGGAUGGUCUCAUAUGGACUCACAAAUUGAAUUAUUACGGUGGUAGUAUAGUUUUGUUAGAAGAUAUCUGUGGAACAUUGGGCCUUUCAUGUUUUGGUAUCGCUUUAUUGAUAGUUUUGGUAUACUUUACUGUUACUUUAAAUAACUAUCUUUAUAGCAAGUAUUCCUCAUCUUUCUCAUCUCCAGAAAGUGCUUGUUCUGGCCCCUCGAAGCACACUGUGACUUCCGACGAAAAGAAAGACUGUAAUGUGGAUGAUGGUAUGAACUCUUUUCUUCAUCCAGUUACUCACCUUGCUGUUAUCAUGGAUGGAAAUCGACGCUACGGAAAAAAAUGCUGUAGUAAGCUUGAAAAUGCAAUGUCAUUAGAAGAAAUUGAGUCCUUUUGCAAGCAGAUUAGCACCGAAAUAGCCAACAAUAGCGGCAAAACGAACUCAGAUAGCACUUUCUAUAAAUGUACCAGUUGGUUUAAUGACAGAUAUGAAAAGUUUUCACACAUGGUUCAGUUCACUUUUUUAGAUGGACAUCGACUUGGUAGCGAGAAGCUCUUGGAAUUUAUAAAAGACUGCAUCGAAGCGCGUAUAGCAAUGCUUACAGUUUAUGCGUUUUCGACGAAUAAUUGGGACCGCCCUGUAGUCGAAUUACAGGUUUUAACGACACUUUUCUUAUUAUUUUUUGGAAAAAUACGAUCUAUUAUAUAUGAGUAUGGCAUUUUUAUUCGAUUUGUUUCAACUGAACCCAAAAAACUACCUAUACAUUUACUUAAGAUGAUGGAAUACCUAGAGUGUGAUUCUAGGCAUAUAUCUCCACGCUGCAUAACUCUUAACAUCUGCGUCAGUUAUAGUGGACAAUCUGAAAUGGUGAUGGCUUGCAACCGAAUUUUUAAGAGACGAAUGGCCUCCAGCGAUACACGUGAGAUAACAAAGGAUGAAAUUUCGUCCGAGAUGCUUCACAGCAUAACUCAAUCAAGUUAUGAAGAAGAGGAUAAGAAGAUCUUCACAAGUUCAAUACCUAGAGAGCCACAGCUCAUCCUGCGGACAAGCGGAGAGAAGAGGAUUAGUGACUUUCUUUUGUAUGAGUGUGCUUAUAGUGAAUUUGAAUUUAUUUCGAAAAAAUGGCCUGAGAUAACGAAAAGUGACUUGAAGAAUGCACUUUUGAAUUACCUCAAACGCAAUAGACGCCAUGGAAAAUAAAUCACAGAGCUUUGAUCACAAUGAAGCUGUCACAUGGAAUAUAGCCUUUUUGUAUCAACACAAAUUAAUUUUUAUAAAUAAAGAACAAAUUGUCUAUUUAUAUCACCGUAUUCCUUAGAUUUUAAUUUAUCUAGAAGAUAGAUAUUAUAAUUCUUUUUUGGGGGGGGAGGGUGAUUUAUCGACGGUAAAUAGUAAUAAUGGAAAAAACAAAUUCCUUGUUCAUAAAGUACUCUUUCCAAAAUAAAUAAUUUGUCACAAUAAAAAUGUAACAAUCUUAAAAAAAUCACCGAUAAUAUGCAUUGAGUGAAUAACACUAUA